Pomacea canaliculata is the source of this 1575-nucleotide messenger RNA. RefSeq lists its product as uncharacterized. Lineage: Eukaryota; Metazoa; Mollusca; Gastropoda; Architaenioglossa; Ampullariidae. The transcript is spliced from 4 exons. The record is from RefSeq and is a predicted model, not a curated record. The coding region runs from base 197 to 562 and encodes 121 amino acids.
GGAGAGGUAGAGGGCGCAUCACAUCCAUGCGCCAACAUCGUUUUCACAGACUUUAAAAACGUAAAACUUUUCUUAAAAUGUCGAAUAAGCUUUUCGUGUCUGAGAGAUCCAGGAAGUAGUUCUUGGGCACUCUCGUUAGGAUAAACCUCUGUACGGAAAAUGUCAUCUUUGGGUAGCAUGGCUACUCAGGUUAAUAAUGGCAACUAAUGGUGGACAACGCUUUAACUUCUGCAACAAUUGUGGUACGGCCAACGUCAAGGUAGAUGUCAACACUGCCUCGAUUAUCAGUGAAGGCAAGCAAGAACCUGUGCCAGUCGAAAUGAACAUUGGUAACAAAGCAAAGAAGAUAACAGCUGAUAUCAAGGUGAACAAAUCUGAUGGUAACCCUCAGCAGCUGCCCCAGCAGGGUCCACAAGUCACCGGGGAGUCAAGACAGUGUUCUGAAGAUACACAGGCUCGGCAAGCUGUCUCCGAAGCGUCUGACAAUGAUGACAAAUACAUCAGCUGCCAGAGGAAACCAACCAAUCCAUAUCAUGAAACAUCUCCCAAGACGACAGUUUAAAGAGAACAGCGAUACAGGAUUUCUCCUUGUUCGUAUUCUCACAACAGAUUCCAGAUAUUUUGUGUUUAGGAAGUCGCAUUGUAUGUGGCCACAGCAGAAAGAAAUGGCCCUAUGUUCAGAAACAUAUUUUUAAGUAAUUUGUGCCAGUCAUUCAUAAGAGCUGUUUUUACAUCGGCAUUGAAAAACAAUAGUUCAAAUCACCAUAAUAAACUUAGCUUUGGAAUAUAAAGUGGAGAAAAAAAAACCAACAAAUAUGAAAUGUGAUAUGAAUAUUUGUACACAUAAUAUAAAACCACUAGUGUGUAUGUGUUUGCAUGCAUGCAGACCUAAGUGUGUACUUCUACUAGUUUGUCAAUGUCAUUGUGGAAUAUUCAAGUAUAGAAAGUAACAAUUAUAUCCAACUUACUGAAUGUCACAGACAUAAUAAUGAGUAGUGAUAAUAUUGAAGUUGUUCUCAUAAAAAAUCUACUUUAUCUCUUUGCUUGACAGAUGGAUCAUGUUAUUAAACUUCCAAGUUUUCCAAACAUAAUAAAUCAAUAUUGCUUACAAAAUAUUUACAAUGGUGAGAAAAGCCACUAUUUAAACAGAGUAAAAAUAAAAAUAAUCCAAGUUUAUAAAGAUCAUCAGUGUUCCCUCAUCAAUGAAUGUACACCCAUAUUUUAUUUCUUAAAUAACUUCCAAAUGAACACAAUUACUCAUUGAUUCUAACAGUUUUUAUAUUUGAAUAUACCUUCCGUCCUACAGCAGUCAAGAAUUCAACAGAUGUAAAUUCUUCUGUUUGUUUUAAUCCUAAUAUUUUUUAUUCUCCUAUUUUCACUGAAUGUCAAUCUCAUAUUUACAUAUAUAAAACCAUUUAUUUAGUGAUAAAUACAAUUAAAUGUACUGUACUGCAUUAUUUUUAAUGAAUACUAUUCAUUUUUUAACCUUUCUCUUUGCAUACUGCUAGUGGCUAUUUUGUAGCACAUGUAUUAGUCAUUUUGACUUGGCAUAAUAAAUAAUUCUACUAUAUGGCA